CUCCGCAGUUCAAGCGGCAAGUGGGUGAGCAGGAGGAGGAUGCCGACCUGUGGAUUGGAUACUCUGCCUUUCACCUGGGGGACUACGAGAGAGCACUGGAGGUGAGGAAUAUGAGGCUUUGACCAAAAAACCAGCUUGCAAUCCUGAUGUUUGGGUGAACCUUGCCUGUACCUACUUUUUCCUGGGGAUGUAUACACAAGCUGAACAAGCAGCUUUGAAAGCGCCUAAGAGUCGUCUCCAGAACCGUUUACUCUUUCACCUGGCACAUAAGUUCAGUGAUGAGAAGAAACUGAUGAGCUUUCACCAGAAUCUGCAAGACAUUACAGAAGAUCAGCUUAGCUUGGCAUCUAUUCACUACAUGCGAUCCCACUACCAAGAAGCUAUUGACAUCUACAAACGCAUUCUUCUUGAUAAUCGGGAGUACCUGGCUCUGAAUGUUUAUGUGGCCCUAUGCUAUUACAAGCUGGAUUACUAUGAUGUGUCACAAGAAGUGCUUGCUGUUUACCUUCAUCAAGUUCCUGACAGCACCAUUGCUCUUAACCUUAAGGCUUGUAACCAUUUCCGACUUUACAAUGGGAAGGCUGCUGAGGCAGAGCUCAAGAGCUUGACGGAUAGUGCCUCAUCUUCUUUUGAGUUUGCCAAGGAGCUCAUUAAGCACAACCUGGUGGUGUUCCGAGGAGGAGAAGGGGCUUUGCAGGUCCUGCCUCCUCUGGUUGAUGUUAUUCCUGAGGCUAGACUAAAUCUUGUGAUUUACUAUCUCCGGCAAGAUGAUGUGCAGGAGGCUUAUAACCUGAUUAAGGACUUGGAACCUACAACUCCACAGGAGUACAUCCUCAAAGGAGUGGUAAAUGCGGCACUUGGACAAGAAAUAGGCUCGAGAGAUCAUCUGAAAAUUGCUCAGCAGUUCUUCCAGUUGGUGGGUGGAUCAGCCAGUGAAUGUGAUACCAUUCCAGGGAGACAGUGCAUGGCCUCCUGCUUCUUUCUACUUAGACAGUUUGGUGAUGUCCUGAUCUACCUCAAUUCAGUCAAGAGUUACUUCUACAAUGAUGACACUUUCAACUUUAACUAUGCCCAAGCCAAAGCUGCUAUGGGCAAUUCUAGUGAGGCUGAAGAGGUGUUCCUUUUGAUCCAGAGUGAGAAGAUAAAGAAUGAUUUUGUUUACCUUAGCUGGCUAGCACGCUGCUAUAUUAUGAAUAAGAAGCCACAGCUGGCCUGGAAGCUCUAUUUGAAGAUGGAGACCUCAGGGGAAUCCUUUAGUCUUUUGCAGCUCAUUGCAAACGAUUGCUACAAAAUGGGUCAGUUUUACUAUUCAGCCAAAGCGUUUGAUGUUCUGGAGAGACUGGACAGUAAUCCUGAAUACUGGGAAGGCAAAAGAGGUGCUUGUGUGGGUGUCUUUCAAAUGAUCUUAGCUGGCCGAGAAGCAAAAGAGACUUUACGGGAAGUGCUGCAUCUUCUGAGGAGCACUGGUAAUCCUCAAGUAGAAUACAUUAUCCGCAUCAUGAAAAAGUGGGCCAAGGAGAACAGAGUCCCUGUCUAGGUCAGCGUCACCAAAAGAACUGGAGCGUGGAGAGCUGACUGUCUGGAUUGUUCAAUCUUGCUUGAAAUUUGACCCUCAAAACAUUUAUCCUUGUUAAUAUGAUUCAUGUGAGUAAUCCCUUUAGUGUAUCAAUCUGAUGGAUAAAAGAACUGUAUGUUUUGAAUCAUUUUCUUCAACAGUUUCCACCAUAGUUAGCAAUACAUUCAUUAUACUGUGGGUGAUAAGUACUCUCCUGUUUCCUAAGGAGAACGGUUCAGGGAACACGCAAUCCUAAAAGAAGGCAACAGUUGUAACAUAGAAAUGUAUUAUAUGGUUUGCGAUGAGCAACAUUUGUAUAUUAUUUGUAAAAUGAAAAUUUGCCUUUCUUAUGAAGUAUUUUCAUAUCUUUAGGGGGGAACUUUUCAGAAUACUGUAUUUUUUACUCUCUGUGCUUUCAUUAAAGCUCUUACGUGGAUCUACAAUUGAACGUCUUACUUGGUCUGUGUUAUCUCAUGUUGAAGGUAUUGAAACGGUAUGUUCAUUUUGCUGUGGAAGAGGACAGAUUUGUGACUAGUCAUUAAGUGCUUGUUCAGUAGUCAUUCAAGACAAGCUAAUGGCCUCGGUCCUGAGCUUUAUGACGGGUUUUACUGUUUGAUACUUAAAAUAAGGAGGUAUACAGAAUAUAAACAUCUUUCUGCCACAAAACAUGCCAGUGUCUUUAAGCAAAAACUGUGGGUAUCAUCAUUCAAAUAUCUGGAAGUGCACUGCUGGGUUGUCGCUAUUUGCAUUUACAUGAAAUUUAGAAAAGCGAUCCAUCAGGUAGCAACAAUAAUAGAGCGCCUUUGAGCAGGAGCAGGGCCAACAUUACAGUGAUCCAAAAGAGAAGAUGUGAAAGUAGCAGUAAGUGUUUUCACUGAAGCAGUUACAAAACUUGCUUCACUUGUAAAAAGCAUUUUUGUUUUCUCUCACAGUUGAAUUAACGUGGAAACAGCUUGGGAAUGCUACUAUGAGUCUUUGUACAAACCUUCAAAAAAAUCAUGUCGGUGGUUUUGUAGCAGAUGUUAAAUGUAUCUAAUUACUCCCUUUACUGAAGCUUAACCUGCAGGAGAUCUGAAGAGCAUCCAAACUCAUUGUAGACUGUUUUACAUGUGUUAGGUGAAUCUUCUGAAAUAAGUGUGGUAGCAUUGCAGCAUAUGGGCUUGGGGACUACUUUCAAACCCUUUGUCCGAGACCCGUGAAGAAGUUUUUGAAAAUGUCACAAUUAUUCACAUUAGUCACGAAGUCGUAUUUAAUAUGUUAAAUAACGUAGGUUUUAACACAGUGUUCUUUUUUGUUUUACAGAUAAUAAAGCUUUUGCAUUUAAGGUAUAAAUAAGUGAGGACUGCAGGAAUUUCUUUGUACAGUGAUGAAAUAAAAGAUAUGUUACAUGUUGUCCUAGCAUUUACAGUCUUGAUAAUGGAACAGAUAUGUUGGUAUUGCUAAAAUGCAGAACAAGAAAAGUGCUGAAAUAUUGGCUUCUCUUUUACCUUGAAAAUACAUUUUAAGGAUGUCUUCCAUGGUUUAAUCUGAAUUCAUAUUCAAGAAACAGAGGUGUGAGUAGAAAUUCCCUUCGUUGAUACAGAAAGAGAAGUUAAUAGAGAAUUUCUACAACUGUUUCUCAAGUAGAGUUAACAAAUCUUAUCCCUGCACAUGUCCAUAUCUUCCUGACAUGUGGGAAUGCAAGGAGUUAGGGUACUUUACAUAGGAAAGGUGGGCCUGAAGAGAGAUGUGGAGAGAAACAGAAGUGACCCCUACAGAGCAAACAGGCAGUGCAGAAUGGCUGAAGAACUUUUUUAUCUGAGUAUGUAUCUGAUUCUGGAGAACAGAAUAUAGAGAGAGCACCAAAGGUACUAUGUUAGCAGUCAUAUCAUUAAUAGUGACAGGUAGAGAAAGCCAAAACCCCAAGCACUGUGUAACUCAUUUUAAUUGGGCUGCCACGCAUUCCUUAUAGAUAAGGAAGAUGACCUUUAGUUAAGCACAGUAAUAACUGAGCAACACUUACUCCCUCCAAUAACAUCUGCCGGAAUUACACUACUGGGGAGGACGUUUGUCCUUUCAAUUGCUGCAGAUGAGCUCCAGGAUAACAUUCACUUUGGCCAGCAUCUGAAGUGAUCCAAUACAGCAGCAACCCUCCUGGAUUAAUUCUGGAAUCUAGCAUAAACUCCUAAGAACAGUGACAGCUGGAGCCUAGCAUAAACUCCUAAGAACAGCUGGAGCUAAGUAAUGUACUAAACUGGAGAUGGCAAGUUCAUCGUAAAGGAAAAGUCAUGUCAUAUUCCAGCUUGGACUUUGGACUGUAGCAGGCAUUUAGGAAUAUGCAGUGCUCUCAACUUGAAGAUCUGUCAUUGAUCUUCAUAAGAAGGAUGUCUAAAGUUGAUUAUAGAACUUGGCCAUUAGGUAGUAAGGCACAAAAUAAGCAAUUACGUGUGGAGUUAUUGUUACAUGUAGCUUCACUAUAUGGGAGAUGUACCUACUUUGAGGAACACAUCUGGUUUUUGCCCCUUGUUUUACUCACUAACCAAAUUUUCCCUGUAUUAUAUCCAUCAGGAAUUUCCAAUCCCUCCUUUUUGAGUUUCAUUUUCAGGAUUCCCUCCCCCUAUUUGAUCUAUUCAAAUGAUCAUCAAUGAAGUAGAUAAUUGCACAAAAGUGUCACGAGGAACCAUUCUUCCAAUGUCUACCUCUGCUAUGUUAAAUAGCCAUUGGAGCCUGGCAUUCUUUGUUUUGGUUUGUUUGUGGGUUUUUUCCUCUUUAGGGAUACAUAAACUGCGAGCAUGUAAUCUCUAUCUUCUUUUGGUUGUAUUAAAGAGACCAUCUCUGUUAUAAGGACUUUUCCAGACUGGAAAACUGGUACCUUCUCCAGUUUGCCAACAGAUUUUUCUUAAAAAAAAAAAAAAUGUCCAUGUUGCACUGGGCAUAAUUUAUCACUGUAUGUGACAUUGGAAUACGCUCCUCCAUACUGCUACUCACUAUUCUCCUAUGUCUGUAUCAAAGACUGCAUUCCCGCUUCUUGCCAUAUUAUCGCAGGGGGAGCUCACGUUAAAUUGCUUCUCCAGUCUCAUGUGACACCUAGGGUUUUUCCAGAAACUGUAUUUUCCAUAAUACAGUCUUACCUUUCCAAAGGGACAGCCUACCCAUAGCUCUAUGAAAAAUGUUUUUUGAUUGAAUGGGCUCACUUUUCCAUCUUACACAGAUCACUCUUUGUGAUCGAUCUUAUCCACAUAAAUUACUAGUCUGUUUUUCUGCAAACUUUUAUUAGCACCCAUUUUACAUCUAUAUCUGGAUCAUCAGUUAAUAUGUUGGAUUAUCAGUCCUUCCAGGACCCUACUAAAGAAAAUACCCAAAACAUUCUACUAAUGAUGACUGAUGGCUACUUUUCACAAUCUGUCAUUCUCAUGUAACAUGUGCUUUACUGAUACUGUAUUGUGCUACUUUUUAAAAUAGGAGUUAUGUGAUGAUAAAAAUACAUUUCUAUAACUCCUGUUUAGCUAAAGUGGUAAUCAAUUAAAGCUCUAUGUCACUGACUGGAGUUAUAUGAAUAUUCUUACGUAUUUCCAUUCGUUCUUUAUCAGAUGAACCCUAUAGCAUCCCAGAAAGAUUGAUGGAAGUGGAGUCCAGCUGUUUAAGACUGCUUGCAGAAUUUGAAAGAUAAUACUACUUUUCUUUGUACUUUGAUCACAUUUUGAAGCCGUGCACCAAAAGCUUAGUUUUGGUUGUUGUAGGUUCUAAAUUUUCAUUUUCAAUUGGAACAAAACAUUCAAGCACAUCAAAUAAAGCAGGUAUUUGACAUCUCUGGCCAUGGGACAGUCCCUAAAUUCCUUACAGGACUGACUUAAAUGAAGAAUUAUACUAGUAUCUAUUUAUACAUGUUUUUAGAAAAAUUUAUAUUUAGUAAGAGAUGUGACUUCUGAGCAGAUCCAGUGUAUUCUUUAAAUAAAGAGAACUGCUGUAAUUCAUACUUACGUAUUGCAUUGUGCUUAAGUGCUCCAUAUUAUGUUAC
Molecule: messenger RNA, 5552 nt
Organism: Struthio camelus australis
Lineage: Eukaryota; Metazoa; Chordata; Aves; Struthioniformes; Struthionidae
Source: RefSeq, a predicted model, not a curated record